AUGCCGAAGGAGCCGCGGGCGGUGCCGAUGGGCAUCAUUUGCGCAGAGCCCAUUCACGCUGCGUCCCGCAAGAUCAAGUUCAGCACCAAGGUAAUCACACUAGGCAAGUCCACCCCACAAGGGCACAGGCGCGGCGCGGCAGCUGCGGGUCGCCAAGAGAAGGCGGGCCCUGGUGUUAGGGCUGGCGGCAGUCAGUCCGGCAUCGUCUUCAACAAAGGCUUUGGCCAGCAUAUUCUCAAGAACCCGCUUGUCAUUGCCGCCAUUGUUGAAAAGUCUGCAAUCAAACCCACCGACGUUGUCGUCGAGAUCGGCCCUGGCACGGGUAACUUGACGGAGAAGCUGCUGCAGACGGCGAAGAAGGUGAUCGCCUUCGAGAUUGACCCGCGCAUGGUGGCGGAGCUGAACAAGCGCUUCCAGAAUACGCCUCUGGCCUCCAAGUUGCAGAUUAUCCGUGGCAAUUGCCUUGAGCAGGACUUUCCCUACUUUGACAAGUGUGUGGCGAACGUUCCGUACGCCAUUUCAUCGGCGCUGGUGUUCAAGUUGCUCAAGACACCCACCUUCAAAUGUGCGGUGCUCAUGUUUCAGCGCGAGUUUGCCCUGCGCGUCUGUGCGCAGCCCGGGUCGGAGGCCUACUGCCGACUCUCCGUAAACUCGCAGCUGCUCGCUCGCUGUAGUCACCUCAUGAAGAUCAGCAGGAAUAGCUUCAACCCUCCGCCGAAGGUCGAGUCGAGCGUCAUUCGGCUCGACCCCAAGUGCCCACCACCUGAUGUGGAUUUCGAGGAGUGGGACGGACUCGUGAAAAUGCUCUUCAACCGUAAAAACAAGAAGGCCUCGUCCAUAUUUCGCACUAAGGUCGCUGUGCAGGCCCUCUACGAUAAGUACGUGAGCUACCGGCGGAUGGAGAGCGGUCAACCUGUCGGGUCCGCCGCAUCUAGUAGCAUUGUGGAUGCCAGUACUCCCAUGUCGCUAGAGCAGUUCCGCGUGUUGCUGGACUCGGUGAUUGCGGACCCCAUGUUCGAAACACGCAGUCGCAUGCUCGACGAGGAGGCGCUCAUGACUAUGCUUGCCCACUUCAUUAAGCACGGUAUUCACUUCAUUUGA
Leishmania braziliensis MHOM/BR/75/M2904 is the source of this 1101-nucleotide messenger RNA. RefSeq names its product putative ribosomal RNA adenine dimethylase family protein. Bases 1 to 1101 code for a protein of 366 amino acids. Gene Ontology annotation, molecular function: rRNA (adenine-N6,N6-)-dimethyltransferase activity. The record is from RefSeq and is a predicted model, not a curated record. The transcript has a single exon. Gene Ontology annotation, biological process: rRNA methylation. Lineage: Eukaryota; Euglenozoa; Kinetoplastea; Trypanosomatida; Trypanosomatidae. Gene Ontology annotation, cellular component: mitochondrial matrix.